GUUCUCAACAGCAUUAUCUGAAGUAGUUCGUUCUUUAAACGAUUUUCUUCGAUAUUGACAGUUCAAGUUUUGACUAUAAAAAGUGCAUUAAAAGCAAGCAACAUGGUGCAAUAUAAUCCACAAAACUUUCAAGGAUCAGGAGUCAACAACAUGGGAAACAUGACUGUUGCUGACAUGGUUCCACAAGAAAUGUUGUAUUUGGUGGACACUUAUUGGUUCCAAUAUCCACCAAUGAAUCCACUUUGGCACAGUCUUCUUGGUUUUGCUCUCAUCAUCUUCUGUACUAUCGCAUUUUUGGGAAACCUUUGUGUCAUAUACAUCUUCUCAAAGACUAAAUCACUUAGAAGUCCAUCAAAUCUCUUGGUUGUCAAUUUGGCUGUUUCUGACUUCAUGAUUAUGUUUACAAUGGGACCAGCUAUGAUCGUAAACUGCUACUACGAGACAUGGGUAUUUGGUCCAUUAGCUUGUCAAAUUUACGGAAUGUGCGGAUCUCUUUUUGGCUGUAUCUCCAUUUGGACAAUGACAAUGAUUGCAUUCGACAGAUACAAUGUCAUCGUUAAAGGUAUUACUGGCAAGCCACUGACUCAUGGUGGAGCAAUCCUUAGAAUAUUCUUCGUCUGGGCUGCAUCCCUUUUAUGGACAUUGUUGCCACUUUUCGGAUGGAAUAGAUACACACCCGAGGGAAAUAUGACUGCAUGCGGUACUGACUAUUUGACACCAGGAUGGACUAGUCGCAGUUAUGUCUUAGUUUAUGGAAUCUGGGUCUAUUUCCUUCCACUUCUGUUAAUCAUCUACUCAUAUUACUUUAUCAUGCAAGCCGUAACUGCACAUGAGAAGAACAUGCGAGAACAGGCUAAAAAGAUGAAUGUUGCAUCCUUGAGAUCAUCAGAAAAUCAAGCACAGAGUGUUGAAUGCAAAUUAGCCAAAAUAGCCUUAAUGACAAUCUCAUUGUGGUUUAUGGCUUGGACACCAUAUUUAGUCAUCAACUUUGCAUCAAUCUUCGAUAUGGCAAAAAUAACUCCUUUGGGUUCAAUCUGGGGCUCAGUUUUCGCUAAAGCGAACUCUAUUUAUAAUCCAGUAGUCUACGGUAUCAGCCAUCCUAAAUAUCGUGCUGCUCUCAUCAAGACAUUCCCAUCGUUGGCAUGCGGUGGAAAGGAUGACUUAUCUGACGCCCAAUCAUCUGGUACAGCUUUGUCAACUGUUUCUGAAGAGAAACCAGUAGCAUAAUUUCGACUAGAUUAUGACGACCACAGCUUGUUAAUGGAAAAAUGGCUGGAAACUUACUAAUAUUAAUUAAUCAUAGAAUUUAAAAAUGGCAAAGCAUUG
Messenger RNA from Chironomus riparius, 1326 nucleotides. The record is from the annotation of a GenBank genome assembly. Lineage: Eukaryota; Metazoa; Arthropoda; Insecta; Diptera; Chironomidae.